Solea senegalensis (Senegalese sole) is the source of this 1211-nucleotide messenger RNA. Its product is annotated as immunoglobulin lambda-1 light chain-like. The coding region runs from base 322 to 1047 and encodes 241 amino acids. NCBI's taxonomy places the organism in Eukaryota, Metazoa, Chordata, Actinopteri, Pleuronectiformes, Soleidae. The record is from RefSeq and is a predicted model, not a curated record. The transcript is spliced from 4 exons.
CAUACAACAAUGAAAGCUGCUUGUGAACGGAUUAAGUUAUGAUGUAAUACAUUUGAUGAUUUAAACGUGAACAGAAAUGUCAAUAAAAACAGUGGAACAAUCCAGCAACAGACUAAUAAACACUGUGUGCUGGUGAAUGUUAAAUGAAUAUAAUAUGAGAUUGAUCCAGUGACAAUGACGAUGUAAGAAAACUGAGCCGAGUGUUGAAACUCCUCCUCCUCUGUGUCUUUAUAAGCCUCAGUCUCUCUUGUCACCACACUCCAGCACCCUGCUCACCUCUCUUCCUGACAGUCAGACUCUCUUACACCACACACUGACAACAUGCUGGGGACCCUCUGCACUCUCAUCACUGCUCUAACAUAUGUUGAUGCAGCGAUCGUGCUGACCCAGACGCCUGCUGUCCACACAGUUUCUGCAGGACAAGAGGUUGUUCUCAGCUGCAACAUUCAGAGAUAUGAUGGCAAUUAUGUGAGCUGGUAUAAACAGGUUCCUGGUGGGGUUCCUCAGUAUGUUCUGAGGUUUUACCACGGCAGCAGUUCCCUAGACUUUGCAACAGGAUUCUCUUCAGAACGAUUUCACUCUAAAUCCUCAUCAAACAUAGAUUACCAGUUCAUUAUAAAGCGAGCAGAGGCAGGAGAUUCUGCUCAGUAUUUCUGUAGCACAGGGGAUGACUCUGCUUCUGAAGCUGUAUUCGGACAAGGCACCAAGCUGAUUGUGGCGGACUCCAGUCUCCCUCCUCCUGUCCUGACUGUCUUCCCUCCGUCCAGCGCUGAGCUCAAGACCAACAAAGCCACUCUGGUCUGUCUGUCCAGUCAGUCUGUGCCUUUUGCAGAUGUGACCUGGUUGCUUGGCGGGAGUUCAGUGAGCAGUGGAGUCUUCACCAGCGUUGCUGCUCACCAACCGGACCAGACUUUCCAAAUCAGCAGCCAUCUGAGCGUCCAGACGUCAGACUGGAACCAGGAUAAGCUUUACACGUGUAAAGUGUCGCUGGGCUCCCAGACGUCAGAGAAAACCAUCCACAAGUCGGUCUGUCCCACUGGAGAAUAACAGAGGAGCAGAGUGACCAUUUAAAACCUGCUUCUUCUUCUGUUUGCUCAUCAAUAUGUCGAAAAGUUUGCCUGCUUGUAAUACGUGCUGUGAAAGUUACGUAGAGCUGUUGUGUCAGUGUUGCAUUCAAUAAAAAAUUUUCAGUGAAGGCACUGUGUCCCAAA